CGUGACCCCUCUGCCCCGCAUAAAAGUGCGCGCUGGCCGCAGCGCUUCGAGACCACUCUUCCGUCCCGGCGGCUCCGGCGUCCAGGGUCCGGCCUGCGACCACCGUGCAGACCUGACGCUGGCUCAGACCUGUGACUGCACGUGUGUGCCUCGCCACAUCUGCAGUCACAACCUGUAGCCACCUCGCCGCGCUGACGUCGUGGCUACAAGCCCUCAACCCGCAGCCGUGACCCCCGGAACACCUGGGUCACCUGCGGCCACCCCUGCCCGGACCGGACCGCGCACCCUGUCCCUGUGUCCGAGCGAUGGCCUCCGCUCCCGAGGGGCGGGCCCCACGCGUGCUCUUCGGGGAGUGGCUCCUGCGGCAGGUCAGCAGCGGCCGCUACGAGGGGCUGUGCUGGCUGAAUGAGGCCCGCACGCGCUUCCGCGUGCCCUGGAAGCACUUCGCGCGCAGGGACCUGAGCGAAGCCGACGCGCGCAUCUUCAAGGCCUGGGCGGUGGCCCGCGGUAGGUGGCCGCCCAGCCGCCUCGAAGGGGACCGGCUGCCCCCAGAAGCGGCUGAGCGCGCUGGCUGGAAAACCAACUUCCGCUGCGCGCUGCAGAGCACGCGGCGCUUCGUGAUGCUGCGCGAUAACUCUACGGACCCCGCAGACCCGCACAAGGUGUUCGAGCUGAGCCCCACGCCGCGCGGGAGAGAAGACCCAGGCAUGGAGGAGGAGGAAGAUGCUCUCCAAGAUGCCCCACCCACACAGGGUGGGGCCCCCACGCCACUCCUGGCCGGCGGAGCAGCGGCCGCUGCGGCCCCGGCCGGGCCCUGCGGGGACAUCCUGCUGGAGGCUCUGCAGCAGAGCUGCCUGGGGGAGGAGUGGGGGGCAGACCCAGCCCCUCCGCAGACUCUGGGCCCAGGGCUCCCUGUUGAAGUGUACCCAGCAUGCACUGCAGAGGGCGCUCUGAGCCCACAGCCCCCGGCGCGGGCCCUAAUGACAGAGCCCAGCCCAGGGGUCCUGGACGUGACCAUCAUGUACAAGGGGCGCACGGUGCUGCAGGAGGUGGUGGGGCACCCGAGCUGCGUGUUCCUGUAUGGGCCCCCCAGCCCCGCUGUGGCAGGGGCGCAGCAGGUGGCCUUCCCCAGCCCGGCCGAGCUGGCGGACCAGAAGCAGCUGCGGUACACGGAGGAGCUGCUGCGGCACGUGGCGCCUGGGCUGCAGCUGGAGCUGCGGGGCUGGGGGCUGUGGGCCCUGCGCAUGGGCAAGUGCAAGGUGUACUGGGAGGUGGGCGGCCCCCUGGGCUGCGACAGCCCCUCCAGCCCCGCCCAGCCCCUGGCGCGGAACUGCCACACUCCCAUCUUCGACUUCAGCACCUUCUUCCAAGAGCUGGCGGAGUUCCGGGCACGGCGGCGCAAGGACUCCCCACGCUACACCAUCUACUUGGGCUUCGGGCAGGACCUGUCGGCCCGCAGGUCCAAAGACAAGAGCCUGGUCCUGGUCAAGCUGGAGCCAUGGCUGUGCCGUGCAUACCUGCAGGGGGUGCAGCGGGAGGGCGUGUCCUCCCUGGACAGCAGCAGCCUGAGCCUGUGCCUGUCCAGCACCAACAGCCUGUAUGACGACAUUGAGCGCUUCCUCAUGGAGCUGGGGUAGCCCGCCUAGGCUGGGCCCCAGCCGGCCCCCAAUAAAGAGAACCUGAGAACCA
Lepus europaeus (European hare) is the source of this 1689-nucleotide messenger RNA. It is a transcript of the gene IRF7, whose product is annotated as interferon regulatory factor 7. Gene Ontology annotation, cellular component: nucleus. The transcript has 10 exons. The record is from RefSeq and is a predicted model, not a curated record. The coding region runs from base 306 to 1637 and encodes 443 amino acids. NCBI's taxonomy places the organism in Eukaryota, Metazoa, Chordata, Mammalia, Lagomorpha, Leporidae. Gene Ontology annotation, biological process: immune system process; regulation of transcription by RNA polymerase II. Gene Ontology annotation, molecular function: DNA-binding transcription factor activity, RNA polymerase II-specific; protein binding; RNA polymerase II cis-regulatory region sequence-specific DNA binding.